Molecule: messenger RNA, 1257 nt
Organism: Dovyalis caffra
Lineage: Eukaryota; Viridiplantae; Streptophyta; Magnoliopsida; Malpighiales; Salicaceae
Source: the annotation of a GenBank genome assembly
AUGGAUAGAAGAGAAGCUAACGGUGAGGUUGAGGCCAAGAAGUUACAAGUUCCGGCUGAAGCUUUGGCUGCAGCGAGGCAUGAGCUCGGUGAACAUAAUGGUAUUAACAUAUCCAUAGAGGCCUCUAAUACCUUCACCUUCAAGAAUACCGACACCAUGAACCGUGCAUUCCUCGGCGAGGUCGGCCCGAAGACUGGAGUUUACAUCUAUAGUCGUCACUUAAACCCCACCAUAUUGAACCUUGGCCGUCAGAUGGCUGCCUUGGAAGGAACUGAGACUGCCUAUUGCACUGCUAGCGGUAUGUCUGCGAUAUCAUCAGUGUUGCUGCAGCUUUGCAACACUGGUGGACAUGUGGUGGCGGCUAAGACUCUCUACGGUGGAAGUCACUCCCUGUUAACCCAUUUCUUACCACAGAAAUGCAACAUAACAACAACGUUUGUGAACAUUUUUGAUCUCGAGGAGGUUAAUAAUGCAAUGAUUGAAGGAAAGACCAGUGUGUUGUACUUUGAGUCCAUCUCGAACCCAACUUUGAUUGUCGCUAACAUCCCUGAAUUGUGCAAAAUAGCACAUGAGAAAGGGGUCAAGGUGGUGGUGGACAAUACUUUUGCUCCAAUGAUUCUAUCCCCUGCAAAGCUUGGAGCAGAUGUAGUUGUGCACAGCAUCUCCAAGUAUAUCAGUGGUGAAGCGGAUAUUAUUGCAGGUGCUGUUUGUGGCCCUGCUGAUAUAGUGGACCAGAUGAGGGAUCCUCACCAAGGGCCUCUGAUGAUUCUUGGGCCGACAAUGAAUCCCAAGUUAGCCUUCGAAAUAUCAGGGAGAAUUCCUCACUUGGGCAUGAGAAUGAAGAAACAUUGCAAACGAGCAAUGAAAUUUGUCACCAAAAUGAAGGAACUGGACCCUGAGCUUGAAGUCAUAUACCCCGGGCUUAAAGAGCAUCCACAGCACAAUCUCUUGAAGUCCAUGUCUAAUAAAGAUUAUGGGUUUGGUGGGGUUUUUUGCAUUGACAUGAAAACUGAAGAAAGGGCUUAUCGUUUGAUGGACAAAUUGCAAAACAACUCCAAAUUUGGGUUCAUGGCCGUUAGCUUGGGCUAUUAUGAGACCCUCAUGUCUUGCUCUGGUAGUAGCACUAAUAGUAUGUUGAACAACAAGGAAAAGGAAAGAGCUGGCAUUUCUCCUGGGUUGGUAAGAUUUUCUGUUGGAUACAUUGGGAGUUUUGAGCAGAAAUGGAGCCAAUUCACAGAGGCAUAUUCAGAAAUGUAA